Oncorhynchus gorbuscha (pink salmon) is the source of this 1385-nucleotide messenger RNA. RefSeq names its product protein RD3-like. Bases 210 to 860 code for a protein of 216 amino acids. The record is from RefSeq and is a predicted model, not a curated record. Lineage: Eukaryota; Metazoa; Chordata; Actinopteri; Salmoniformes; Salmonidae. The transcript is spliced from 3 exons.
AUAAUCCCCCUCCUGCUUGUGAAGUAUCAGAGUCCCGUGCGACCAACAGAAAUACGUCUUUCACCAACAUCUCUCUCUCUCUCUACAUCUGUCUUUUGGUCCAAGGACUUAUCAUAUAUUCACUCCACUGUGAAUUCACUUCCUGCUAUAGGUCCCGAGACUAACAAGAGUUCAGCACAUGGUAAAAGGGGGACAAGGCAACAGUGGUGAUGGCCUCGUGGUUCGGUUGGAGCAGCGAGCCGGACUACCGGAGUCCACGGCGGGACCCAUCUGACGUGGUCACAGACACCCUGAUGCUGGAGCUCAGCUGGCAGCUGAAGGAGGCAGAGAGGAUGCAGCGUGAGAGGGACAACGAGUACCGGCGCCUUCAGACAGGCGUGGACUACACCUGGCUGGUCAACACGCCACGCAACACCUACAAUGUGUCGACUGGCGAGAGGCUGGGCCUGGAGGACCUGUGCUCCAAGGUGCAUCCGUCCUACUGUGGAACCGUCAUACUGAGGUUCCGCCAGGUGGUGACUGAGAACGAGCCAGAGAUGCAGGAGGUGUUGGCCCUUUUCCGCUCUGUCAUCCUCGAGGCCCUGGACCGCCUGAGGGAGGAGCAGGAGGCACAGCGGUUCUCGCGCCAGUGGAACAACAAGCGGGCCAUGAGCAUGUCUCUCAUGAACUUCAAGUCACGCAUCAAAAUCAACCCCUUUGGCAGCACCGUGGGCCUGACCUCGACCAGGGGGGAGGGCGAGCUGAAGACUGUGUCGGAAGACGUGGAGAAGGCGCUGGAAGAGAGGGCUGACAGGGCCCAGAGGGUUAGGAGCAUGCCUGACUUCAGACACAAAGGGCUUUACACUACCAAGGCCAUCUGAGCUGGGGAUCCACAAGACAGUGUUGUGGUUCAGCGGGGGACGGAGAGAAGCUAGUGAGAUGUAGCCUAUAAUAAUCCCCCCGGAACCUGCCCAGUCUGCUUUGCAAAAUAAUGGAGAGAAAUAGGAGACAUCUCUCCCAUCCUCUCCUUUGAAGGGAUGGGGUGAUCCCUAUUGAAUGCUUUUGACUGGGGAGCUAUGCUUAGAAUACUUCACAAUGUGAUUGUCAGACACCUUAUUUGCUGUACUGUACUAUUGAAAUCUUUGUCUUGUAAAUUAUACAUUUACAGUGCCUUUUCAACUUAAUUCUUGGUAACUAUUUAUACUUAAAACUAAUGAGACUUACAUUAAAAGCAAUUAACAAGAAGUUCUGUGACAUUUUUAGAACUGUAAAAGGGAAGUAGUACUAAAAACAGCUUUAUAGCUAAAAAAGAAAAUGUAUCACUGACUGGUCUAUUACACUAUGUUCAGUAUGAAAUUGUAUCGAUCUUUUAAUUAUUUAGUUGGAAUACAGCGCAUCUUGAUUCA